AUGUUGCAGGGACUAGAGUUUGCUAGAGCAUUUGCGAUUUUGGGCAAGUGCAUUGAAUAUGCCUCAAUCUUUGGACUCGCGGCAUUCUGUUAUCGUAUGUAUCAAGUGCGGAUGCUCAUUAGGCGCGCACAGAAGGAUUAUGGUGUACCUAUGAUACCUCACUCGUUUAUUUUUGGUCAUCUGAUUGUCGCUGCCAAAUUGCAUAUGAAGCGCAAGAUUCCACGAGAUGUGAGUGCCCACCCACAAAACAACCCUUUGUUGCAUGGCCACUGGAUGUUUACACUUUUGAAGGAAGAGUUUCCCGAGAUCACAAGCUGUGGUGUCAUUUACUUCGACCCCUGGCCAGUAGGGUUUCCCAUGAUGGCCGUGGUACACCCAGGCAUGAUCUCGCAGUUCACUAUGUCCCCUAGCCUGCCCAAGUUCUUUUGGAUGCGGGAGACAGAAUUUCGUCAUUUCAGUGGCGGAGUUGACCUUCUUACCAGUGAAGGCCAAGUAUGGAAAGAACAGAGAGCCAUGUACAACCCUGGAUUUUCGGCGAAAAAUAUCAUUUCUAUGGCGCCUUGGUUUCUUGAAGAGGUCCUUAUCUAUAAAAACCGACUUUUCAAGGCUGCAGACCAACGAAAGACAAUCAGGCUAGAGGACUAUACCCUGGAUCUUACCAUGGACGUGAUUGCUCGGACCACAUUUAACGUGCGGACAAGAGCUCAGGACCAGGCAGAACCAGCUUGGGUAGACGCUCUCCGAGAGCAAAUAAAGCUGAUCUAUUUCAACCUCGACCCUAUGAAGCAGCUAAACCCAACGCUCGGUUACAAGCACCGGAAGUACAACCGAAUCCUCAAAGAGGCCAUAACCCCUUUAAUUGAGGAUGCAUAUGCUAGCUACGCGAAGGCAGACGGUCCCCGAACAAUCAUUGGCCUGGCCGUUAAGCCAUUCGUUGAGAAAGGAAUUUCGAUUCCCCCGGAUUUCAUCGACAAGAUAGUCAAAAACAUCAAGAUGUUUCUGUUCGCCGGCCACGAGACAACAGGCACCACCAUUUCCAUGAUGUAUUAUAUGCUGCACCGUAAUCCUGAGAAGCUCGCAGCUUUGCGCGCCGAGCACGAUGCUGUUUUUGGUUCUGACCCUGCCCAGGCCAUCGAGGCCAUCCAAGCAGAUUUCACGACCCUGAACAAGCUACCAUACACGACGGCGGUGGUCAAAGAGCUCUUGCGAAUGUAUCCGCCCGUUGGAGGCGGCGUUCGAGAAUCAUCGUCGCCAGAUUUCAUGCUCACCCAUCCAGAGACAGGUGCUCGGUUUCCCACUUAUGGACUCAUGAUACAUGCAACUGGCCUGGCUAUGAGCUGGGACCCUAAAUUUUGGCAUAGACCAGACGAGUUUAUUCCCGAGCGGUUCUUGGUCCGUGAUGAGAAUGAUCCAUUGUAUCCUGGUAAAAACUACUGGCAGCCUUUUAGUCUUGGGCCGCGGGCCUGUAUUGGUCAGGAAAUGGUGCAGCUCGAAGUUAAGCUUACUCUAGCUUUGACUAUUCGUGAGAUCGAUAUAGUGCCAGACUAUCCUGAAGACGCCCCAGAAUUCAAAGGAGAAAAGGCGUAUCAGGUGGAGUUAGCGGAUGCCAUCCCAUCUGCGAGGAUUAAGGAUGGGUUACCUGUGAAAAUAAAGCGAAGAACAUAA
This is a messenger RNA of Glarea lozoyensis ATCC 20868, 1665 nucleotides long. Its product is annotated as Cytochrome P450. Gene Ontology annotation, molecular function: oxidoreductase activity, acting on paired donors, with incorporation or reduction of molecular oxygen; heme binding; iron ion binding. The record is from RefSeq and is a predicted model, not a curated record. Lineage: Eukaryota; Fungi; Ascomycota; Leotiomycetes; Helotiales; Helotiaceae. Bases 1 to 1665 code for a protein of 554 amino acids. The transcript is spliced from 6 exons.